AUGUCGCAGAGGGAGAUCAUCUACCUCUCCUUUGGCCCCUAUGCAAACCACAUCGCAACCCACUUCUGGAACCAGCAGCAGUCCUACUUCACCUACGGCGGCAACGACCACGGCGGCGACGGCAACGACCACGACGGCGACGACGACCGCGACCACGACAAUGACCCCCUGAUCGACCACGACGCCUCCUUCAAGGCAGGCAAGGGCGCACACGGACAGGACACCUACAGCCCGCGCACCCUCAUCUUCGAGACCCAGCAGGAGCUCGGAAGCCUCCGCAAACUCAACCCGCUCUACCAGUCUUUCCACCUCGACGGACACGACGAGGGGCAGGAUCACAACGAGCUGCUCCGACAGCUCGCAAGCCACCCGGUCGCGACCUGGAACAGCCCAGCCCAGGUACACGGCUCCCAGCCCGUACCAAAGAGCCGGUACCAGAAGAGGCUCGAGCUCGAGGACCAGGGCUACGACUACGACUCCGAAGAAGACGACGACGAGGACGAAGCCGACGACGCCGACGGCGGCAACGCAGACCGGCCUGCCGAUGCAGACCAGGGCGGCGCCUCAGCAACGCCGACACCGGCGUCCAAGCAGACGGCCCGGCAUGCCGCCCGCUUCCGCUUCUGGUCCGACCAUUCGCGCGUCUACUACCACCCAAAGUCGCUCAUCACCGUCGGCGGCCAGCUCAUGGCGCCCAUGCUCGGCUCCUACAACGGCGACGGCGACGGCGACGACGUCCAGGACGGCCGCACCCGCUUCGAGCGCUUCGAGCAGGGCCACGCCUUUUUCAAGCAGCUCGAGCGCGAGUCGGACACGCUCGACGACAACCUGCGCUGGUUUGCAGAGGACAGCGACCUGCUCCAGGGCUUCCAGCACGUCGUCAACACCUCGGACGCCUUUGGAGGCCUCGGCACCGCCUACGUCGACGCCAUCCACGACGACUUCCCAAAGGCCACCCAGCUCGUCUUUGGCGCAGCCUGGGGCGCCGAGGCGGCGGCCCGUGACGACAACGACGACGGCGGCAGCGGCGCUGCGACAGCGGCGCGCCUGGCACGGCUGCGCAGGAUGAACAACGCCCUCGCGCUCGCAUCGCUCGCCGAGAGCUCCGCCCUCUUUGUACCGCUGCGCGCCCCCACCUCGACCGAGACCACGCCGGGGCUCCCGCAAAAGGGGGGCUGGGCCGAGCACCUGGGCCGCAUCGACCUCGCCGACAUGCACCACGCCAGUGCGCUCGUGUCCGCGCACCUCGAGACGGCCACGCUGGGCAGCCGGCUACGAUCGCGGCCCGAGUCGAUAGCGUCGCUCGUCUCGCGCCUCAACUGGCGGCGAGACACCAAGAUCGCGCACCUGGGCGGCUGCAUGCCGUGUCCCAUCUCGUCUUCCUCCUCAUCUGCAUCCUCGUCAUCAUCGGCACCAGCACAACCGCUCGACCCGAUCGAAGCGCUGCUCGCCUCGCGCGGCUACGGAUCGCGCGAUCGGGACCGCGGCCGCGCGCGCGGUCCCACCGAGUCGAUGGCGGAACGGGCAGCGCGCGGGGCCAAGCAGCUCGAGGCGGGCUGGAUCGACCUCUCCGUCGACGACGACGCGCGCGUCAGGCGGCGCGACCGCGUGCUCCACGGCGUCAGGCGGCCGUACGCGGCUAGCGUCAUGGCGCGCGACGACGACGCCGACAAUGUCCGGCCCAUCCUCGGGGCGGUGGAUGCGUUCGUCAAGCUGAGGGAGCCGCUGGGUCAAGGGCUGUACACGAUGCAGCCGUACAACCUACCCACGUCUUUUCCGCGCAUCUUUACCUCUCUCGAUGCGUCGGGCCGCGCAACAACGGCGGCAGGUCCAGGAGGGGCGGGAGGAAGUACGCGACCGCGGAGCGUGCCCGUCGUCUCGUCGCUCUCGACAGUGUCGACGACGCGGUUCCUCCUGCGCCGUGCGCGGCAGACGCUGUCCGAGGCGAUAGGGGGACACGAUCCGCUCUUCACGUACGGUCUCGGUUCGCCCUCGUCGGCGGCGGGGGCCGGUGCGGCAUCCAACGACGAGAACGACGGUGUCGUCGGAGGAAGGGACGGGUUAAAGGAGAUCCGGGAGAGGAUCGAAGACCUCCUCGCCGUUUAUACCGGUGAUGAACCCGCGGAUGAUGCAGACGAGGAUGGGGGGGAGGGUGUGGGGACCGACGAGGAGUAUGAGAUGCAGACGCGGCAGGAGGACGAGGAGUGGGAUCUCUGA
Pseudozyma flocculosa PF-1 is the source of this 2217-nucleotide messenger RNA. RefSeq lists its product as uncharacterized. Gene Ontology annotation, biological process: mitochondrion distribution. The record is from RefSeq and is a predicted model, not a curated record. The transcript has 3 exons. Gene Ontology annotation, cellular component: cytoplasm. Lineage: Eukaryota; Fungi; Basidiomycota; Ustilaginomycetes; Ustilaginales; Ustilaginaceae. Bases 1 to 2217 code for a protein of 738 amino acids.